ACAAUAACAAUAACAACAACAACAACACGGUUCAGGCAGUGGGCUCCGUGCGUGACAGCGGGACUUCUAGCGGCUCCGAGUGUGACGUGACUGGGAGGGGAAGCUGGAAUCCCCCCGCUGCUCUCACUGAACUGCAAGCAUUUCUGAUCCCCCUCGCUGAUCACAGCAAGCCUUGUUCUGAGUGACCAUGAUUGGGUACCACAACGCCUCAAGUGCCCUUACCCUCCUAGUCCUCCUUACAGGGGCUUCCUUCCUCCAUCUGUCCACCCCCAACCCGAUCAUCACCCCUGGAGAUGUCGAUAGCCCACACAGAGAUACUCCUCCUGUGAAGGAAGAGGAGACACGAUCAAUACAGAAAGAAGAGGCAGAAGAAGAAGAGGAGCUCUUUAAAGAUGUGGAUCCCAAAACACUAGCAGCAGUUUUACUGGAGGCACUGAAUCGCUCACAAGUAGAGAAAAGGAGGGAGGGAGCGGAGCACGCUGGGGUGGAAGAAGAAAUGAAGGCUGAGAUGGGAGAGGUUAAAAAAGGAGAAGCUUACAGAGAAGUGAGGACAAUGAAGGGAGCAGACAGAGACAGAGAUGGACGGCAGGAGUUGGAGCUGCUGAUGGCUGCACAGGGGAAGGAGCAGGAAAGAGAGGAGGAAGAGGAGAGGAAGAAAGCUCAGGAGGAAGAGGAGAAGAUGACAGAAAAGGUGACCAGUCGUACCACAAGUCAGACAGUCCAGGUCCAAACAGAGCAGCAGUCCUCUCGUUUAGAUGUGAGAGGGGAGAAAGGGCAAGGUGCCACCUCUCAGCAGGGGCCCAACAGCCCUGAGCAAGGAAGCAAUGAGGAGGAGGAGCAGCUCAGCCCAGAGGAGCUGAAGAACCUGGAGACUAUGAUGAAGGAGUUUCCACGUUUGAACACAGCCACAAAGAGGGAGGGAGAUUCAGAGCAAAACCAGAGAGAAAGCAGAGGUUACAGCAGCUACAACGACAUCAUACCACUCAACAAAGGCAACGACCUCGCCAUGUCUAAGAAGAAACUGAAAUGGCAGGAGGAGACACAGAAAGGCCUGAACUUCCCAACAUUCAGGGGAGGAAACUUUAUGGAUGACUUUGAGGACAAUAAUUACGCUGGCAGCAAUGCUGAACAGUCCAAACCUCCGGCAGAGCAGGAAGUGAUGGAGGAUGAUGAACCAGAGGAGGAGGAGGAGGAGGAGGAAGACGAAGAGGUGUUGAGUCCUGAGGAGGAGGAAGCUCGGGCUAAAGCAGAGCAGGAGGAGAUGAGGAGGCAGGCGGCCGAGGCUCAGAGAGCCAAGAUGGAGGAGGAGAAGUUGGCCGACAUUGCCUCAGACAUGCUGCUGCGCUACAUGGUCAAACAGAACAACGGGAACAAGAAGUAUGGCUCAUCUUUAUCCAACGCCGCUGAGGACAAAAGGUCCGACGAGGAAGAGGAAGUGACGGAAGAGGAUGAUAUCGACCCCCAGACCAUCGACAAGCUGAUUGAGAUCUCCAACAAGCUCCAUCUCCCUGCUGACGACGUGGUGGAUAUCAUCAGCGAUGUGGAGAAGAAGAAGAAGAAAGACGUGCCGCCUGACAUGACGUCUCGUUGGCAGCGACCUCCACCUCCGCUGUCUUCUUCAUUCUCAUCAACCAAUGGGUUCUUAGCAUCGCAGAUUCCAACCAAUCAAAAUAGCUUCCCUGUCUCUAAGCAACCCUCACCAGCUGUCAAUCUCCUCAAAACAUGGUUACAGGAGAAAUCGCAAACCAAAUCACAGGAUCUCUGGAGCAAACCUGCCAAGCCUCUGUUAGCCAAUCAGAAUCGCUGGCCCAAACCUCAGAAGCCUCUGUCAAUUAAACAGGACUACUGGCUCAAAUCACCCAAGUCUGUUUGGACUGGCUACCCUUUGUACCCCUACACAUACCCGUCCUACUACCAGAGGAAACUGUACCCAGACUACUACCCCAUCUAUUUUCCUCCUCCCCCGAGACCCAAACCCCGUUACUUCGUCCCCAAACCAGCUCUUACCCCCAACAACUUCCUGGGAAAUUCCGUGGAUGACUCCUACUCUUUCCCUCCCAAACGUCGUUACCACAGCUGGGUCCAACCUCGGCUGAGAAACCCACCUUCAGGCCUCCAGCUGAGGCCUUACUACACCAGCUACAGGUUUCAGCCAGUACCCAUCCCCAAACCCCGUUCCCCCCCCCGAAUUUCUGCAAUCCCUCCUCAACAGAAGUUUUAUUACUCAGCCCCUGCAGCACCCGCAGUGACGAGAAACAAAGAUUAUGGGGCUGGAAAGCAACCAGAAAGCAACAACAAUGACGAUCUGGAGAAAUACAUACAGCAGAUUCUUAUGAAGAGACCGAUGUUGGACUGAAAGGCGAUUAGAAGAGAGUGAGAACAAGAGGAAAAGAUGAGACAUGAGCAGAAAAGAGCGUAUUUAUGAUUUCGUAUUGCUGGUGUUUGGUUUUGUUAAAUAUGUAACAAGUUCCUUUCUCCUAUUUUGAUUGGUUGUGAUUUGGACAAGGACAUAAAGGAGGACUUUUUUCCAGAUUUAGUCUGGAUGAAAUGGAACUUUGGUGGGAAAAUGAACAGAAGAUAUAAAUCUACACUCCUCCUCUGUGAAGGAAGGGGAAACAGGAUGAAUGUGGGCUGGUGGAAAGCAUGACACGGCAAAGAUUUGUAUCAUGCUAGAACUUUUCAUCCAAACUCCGCAUGACAACAUUCUCCAUUUGGACAUUUUACAAUGCCAACAAAGGAGGACGCUUAAAUAUGUUGUUACCUGUACCUUUAAAAAAAAAAAUCUGUUUCAGAGUCAGAGGUGGUGAUGGAUGCUGGAAAAUGUUCGAUGGCUGAUGGAAUUUUACAGUUGGUACACAAAGGGAAUAUUUGUGUAAUUAUCUCAGGCAGGAAAUCUGAAAAAUAUUUCAUCAUCUUUCUAAAAUGACCUACAUUACAUGGCCAAAAUUAUGUGAAUGACAAACAUUUCAGCCAUAUGUGAUGAAAAAAGGGAACACUGAUGUUGGGUGAUAAGGUCUGGCGCACAGUCGAUGUUUAAAUUCAUUCAAAAGGUGUUGGCAGGAAACAGCCAAACACAAACCAAGGGGCCAUGAAAAACAUCUCCAAACCACAAGGUGUCUACAUACCUCUGGCCAUAUUGUGUAUCAGCUGACAUAACUUUAAUCUCUUACAGAUGGAAUCAAAAUCAGACAUCCUGUUGGAAUGGCCAUAUGCUGAAAAACAUUCACAAUCUCAUUUUUUUUUUUUUAAUGAAUACAUUUUUAUGCAAAUGUAUCAUUUUUGUAUAGAAAUGCAGCAGAAACAUUUCAGCAGAGCAGCACCUUCUCAUCAUGUAUACUCACACAUAGCCACUGAAGCUCUUUAUCAUGAAAUAUAACGCACCAAAAAAAGCAUAUUUCAUACAAAGGGCUGUGGAAGCCACACUAACACCACUAUAAUGGCUUGGAUGACUCAUCCUUUUGCAUAACUUCAAUUACCUUGUUGCUAUGGUGCCAAACCCUGGCCAAACUCUAUAUGGCAUUCUUUGACGCCUUCAGAGGAGGAUGCAGUGGUGGAGGCAUACUGCUCUUUUACUUAACACAUGUUUUCUAAAGAAUAAGGCUGGUGUUAUUCUAUAUUUAAUUUUAGAACACCAAAUGUGUGUGUUACUUUUGGACCCCUCCUCUGGCUUUCAUUUCCAAGCCUUUUUCUUGCUACUGAGGACAUAUCUCAUGGUGUUACACUCACUUUUGUGACAAAUGAAAAAGAGAGGUUAAUGGAGAAGUUCAAACCCCGGAUACUUUCACAUCUCUACAUGCACAAUGUACAAUGGUGCCUUUGUUGGGGACUAUUUUCAGUGGAGGAUUAGUCAAGCGAUCAUAGUUUCUGGACAAUAGCGCAGCUCUAUGGAACAGAGGAAUAAGAUAUAUUGGGCUUUGAUACACACAAUACUUGUUAGUGGAUACAUUCAUGGUUGGUUGGGGUCCACAUCAAGUGGCAACCUAAAAGGCUGAAAAAUGAAGCCAAGGCCAAAGUGCCAAACCUACAGUCCCUUCAAUGGCCACUUGAGGCUGGCUCUGAAAAGCAAAUCAAUCCCCAUAGACUCCCAUUUUAAAAUGCCCAACUUUACAGCUACUUUCCCGUUCAUGACAACUGCAAGGGAGUUGAAUUUUAUUUUAACUUGCCUCUUCGCAUUUUAAUAAGGCUUAAAGUUAUGCAUCAUGAGUGACAGGCUGUCUGCUGAUAGUGUCCUCGGUUUCACAGUCAGAUCCACCCCUCACUCCUCCACGGCUAAGGGGUUAGAAUUAUCAGAGGAUCCACAAUACGAUAUUAUCACAAUACUUAUGCUUAAGAUGGCCAAAAUGCCGAUAUCAAGACUUCAGAAUGAGAGUCCACAAACCAAUGGAUGAUGUUGUGGCGGCUAUGUCCAUUAUUUUACAAUAACAACAACAGGGGGUCCUUCAUUCAUUCAUUCUUUUCUGUACCCGUUUAUCCUGAUGGAGUUUGGGGCCUAUCCCAGGUAACACUGGGCAAGAGGCGGGGUACACCCUGGACAGGUCACCAGACUAUUGUCUGUCACAACAGAGACAGACAACCAUUCAUGCUCACAUUCACACGUACCUGUCUUUGGACUGUGGGGGAAGCUGGGGUACUGGAGAGGGCCCAUGCUGACGCAGGUGGAGCAUGCGGGCUCUGCGCCCUGGGUUUGAACCAGGAACCCUCUUGCUGAGAGGCACCAAUGCUAGCCACUGCACCACCGUGCUGCCCCAUACAGAGGGCUCUAUUAAAAUGAAAAUAUAUCUAAAAAAUAUACAACAACAUGAAUCCAAGAUAUUAUUAGCAAAGAUAAUUAGCCUAUUCAUGGAAAAGAAAUUAAAUUUAUAUUACACAACAAUAAUGAUAAGCUAACUGUUACCCAUCCUUGUGUAAUCAUGCUAGCUAGCUAACACUGAAUUGCUGUGCAGCACUUAUCCACAACAGCAAGGUGAACUAGUAGCUAAAUGUAACUUCAUUAUUAUUCCAAAUGUACAAACAUUCUUGUGCACCACAAUUGAUAAUUUUUUAAAGUUUCAAGCAAGAGACUCUGACAUACGUCCACCUCAGAAACCUCCAGCAAAAGUGUAGAGGGGGACGCUAAUGCACCUAGCCAUGCUACAACUGCUACUAACUUGGCAGCUACAAGCAGGUGCGAACAAAAGAAGACCGGAAAAUAUUAAGAGAUUUAUCUCAAGUGCAACUCAGCUUUAUACAAUAUAUGUAGCAGGGGGUCCCUGCUCCGUCUCUCUUUGAGCUAAGGGGUCCUUGGCCUGAAGAACAUUGUAGACCCCUGGUCUAUGCUCUGCACACGAGAUUUGUGUAUUUGUGAUGUAGUUAAUCACCAGCCUUAUUCUUUAAAGAUACUCUCCAUGGUUUGUUACAGCACCCCAAAGUGCCCCCAAAGUUACCUUUAGCUCAAUAAAGACCAUUUAGUGUGAUUUUAGCAUUCAAAAUUUAUUUUUCAUUGAUCAUUUUCAACUGAGAAUCCAUUCUGAUUUUUUUUUUUAUCUAAAUGUUGCACAACAUUCAGUCAUACAUUUUAUACAUUUGUAGGUGGGAAGUGGUUUCCAAACUCUGAGCUGAAAUCGGUUGCCUUACAUGUCACUGUGACAUCCCUGACAUUACUUUGUUUUUUUCUUUUGUACCAUUUGAUGUUUACCAUGAGAUCAAGGCUGACAUCACUUUUGUAAUGGUAGCAGAUGGGAUAAUAGAAAUGAUUCUCUGAAACUGAUUCCAGUGGAGAUGGGAUCAGUUGGUUCAUAUUCAGGUAAAACUAAGUUCACAAUUUAAAAAAAAAAAAAAAAACAUGAUGAGGGGAUUUUCAUUGCUUGGAUUGGUAGAUGGCAGUGUUAUAAAAAUGAUUGUAAAAAAAAAAAAAGAAAAAAAAAGUUUUUUUAUCGUGCAAAAAAGAAAAGGAUUGUACUGCUGAGAUUUCCUUUCUUUACUUAAAUGGUUACUGAUAAUUGGUUGUCAAUAAACAUAGGCUUUUUUCCACGUUAACCUCUUUCUCAAAUAACAUCACUGGGAACAAGAGCAGAUGCUGCUCUUUGGUUUGUCUGUAUUGUUGACCUCUGCGGUUAUCUGUUGCUAAGGGAUGAGCAAAUCUCAACAUCUUUGUUGCCAAGCCAAAACAGAAUCAUGGCAUUGACAAUCUCAUACUGAAAAAAAAGUCAACAAGAGGCCAUUUGUUUUGAAAAAGAGAGUGAAUCAAACAGAGGGGUUAAAACAAAUCUUUUUGUAAAUUCUAAUAAUUUGUUGUCUUUUACAAGAUUAAGACGGAGGUUAUAGAUUAAGAUGUGGGGAAAAAAGGGGCUGAGAUCUGAAGCUACAGACCAGAGGUGAGGGUACAGUGUCUGCACGUUUAUGUAUACUUGCAUCUAAACCUUGCUUCUUUGAAGAUGUACAAGCAUCAAUUAAAAAAGUAUAAAAAAAAAAUUAAAGAUGACAGAAACAAUGACGUCAGUGUACCUUAAAAUCACUGUUUGAGUCAUGUAUGCGGCGAGUGUUGUCCAUGGUCUUUCUAGAUGUACCUUGUUGUAACCAUCGUAAUAAACAUGCGUUUGCUGGAUGUACAUAUGCGCAUGUCAAUGACUACUUUUGCUACACAUAAAGAAACAAUAAAGUCAACUAUUUUUAUUACAAAAAUG
Molecule: messenger RNA, 6662 nt
Organism: Epinephelus moara (kelp grouper)
Lineage: Eukaryota; Metazoa; Chordata; Actinopteri; Perciformes; Serranidae
Gene: vgf
Product: VGF nerve growth factor inducible
Exons: 2
Coding region: 188-2356 (722 amino acids)
Molecular function (GO): neuropeptide hormone activity
Source: RefSeq, a predicted model, not a curated record